AUAAAUCAAAUGUGGUCUGCCGUCUUCCCCAGCUUUGGUUCUUCCCUUGCGUCCGAUGCUGUCGUGGUAGGCUCUGUCCACCAACCAAGACACUAAAUUGUAUUAAAAGGUUUUGAGAACGUAGCAGGUCAAUAUGUAUGUUUGAUAUCAAUAUGACUUAUGUGUAACCUUUAGUUUGACUACAUUUUAAUAAAAAUUAUUUUAACACGUUUAGUCAUAUGACCGUAUAAAAGUUGAUAUCAGUCAUUGUAAGGUUUGUGCGUCAGGCAGAAGUUUAAUUAUUUACCCUCCCCUGCGUGCAUUAAGAAGCUUUUACUAUGCUUGAGAAGCAAUAAUAUUCAAGUGUGUUCACUGCCCUGAUGUUUAUCAUUUUAGAAUUUUCACACACCGGUUCAGUGUCUUAGUUCUGUUCACAUCGCAAGUCACAUGUGGAGACUCAACUGGUAGCCUUGUCCUUUACAUGAAAUUGAUUCGGCCACUAGGCUACUCUUUCUGCUUCAUACUGGAUGAGGAGGUCCAUAACUUUGAAUCAUCAAAAGUUCUCAAUUUUUCAGAAUGUCAGAGGCGGCAGGUGGCUUUAGUGAGGGAGAUGCUUCUCCCCAGCCGUUAAGUCUGGGUGUGAUCGGCACUCGUCUAGCACAGCGGUACCAGGGCUUUUUGGAUAAAUCCACCCCUCACAUUUUGAUUAGGUGGGGGAUUACUGUCUUGUUAUCAAUACUUUUCCUGCUACGAAUAUUUCUUCUACAGGGAUGGUAUAUAGUAACAUAUGCUCUAGGAAUCUAUCACCUCAAUCUUCUUGUGGCCUUCCUGUCUCCCAAAAUUGAACCAUCAUUGAUGGAGGAUUCUGGUGAUGAGAUGACCUUGCCAACUCGACAUAAUGAGGAAUUUCGACCCUUCAUCCGUCGUCUACCAGAGUUCAAAUUCUGGUACUCUGCAACAAAAGCCACCCUGGUUGCCAUGGUGAUGACUUUUUUUGACAUGUUCAACAUUCCAGUGUUCUGGCCAAUCCUAGUGUUGUACUUCAUUAUGCUUUCGUGCAUGACCAUGAAAAGACAGAUUCGGCACAUGAUCAAGUUCCGGUAUGUGCCGUUCACUCAUGGCAAGACUCGCUACCGUGGCAAGGAUGAUACUGGCAAAGUCUUUGUCAGCUGAAUCGCUGGACACCUGACAACAAAUUGUUGUUGAUUCAUGUUUAAUCCUAAAAAGUACCGUUAAAAAGACGAUGUAAAUAAUAUGUGAGUUGUCUUUGUAUAAAUUAAGUACAUUUCCUCUGUUUAAUGUCACGGUGUUAAAGCCCACUGAUGUAAACAUUGGUUAAUAAAUCAGGCAAACCUGGGGUGCUAAAAACAUUUAAACAACUGUAAUUAACCAUUGAGUGGAUGUAAAUAUUUCAAAUAAAGGAAUGAAUUAAAAA
Polypterus senegalus (gray bichir) is the source of this 1414-nucleotide messenger RNA. RefSeq names its product protein RER1-like. The record is from RefSeq and is a predicted model, not a curated record. Bases 556 to 1152 code for a protein of 198 amino acids. The transcript has 7 exons. Gene Ontology annotation, biological process: protein retention in ER lumen; retrograde vesicle-mediated transport, Golgi to endoplasmic reticulum. Gene Ontology annotation, cellular component: Golgi membrane. Lineage: Eukaryota; Metazoa; Chordata; Cladistia; Polypteriformes; Polypteridae.